Molecule: messenger RNA, 1414 nt
Organism: Populus nigra (black poplar)
Lineage: Eukaryota; Viridiplantae; Streptophyta; Magnoliopsida; Malpighiales; Salicaceae
Product: V-type proton ATPase subunit G-like
Exons: 3
Coding region: 833-1159 (108 amino acids)
Biological process (GO): proton transmembrane transport
Cellular component (GO): vacuolar proton-transporting V-type ATPase complex
Molecular function (GO): proton-transporting ATPase activity, rotational mechanism
Source: RefSeq, a predicted model, not a curated record
CUUACGCAUGAUGAUUUCUUUGCCCACGUUGCAUUUGAGAUGCGCAUGCACAUUUAACAAUGGUGAUUUUGUUUUUUUGUUUUUUUGAGAAAUUAAUUGCACUAGUUGAUUGCUUCUUCAGCCAAAUUAAUUAAUUUAUUCAGUUUGAUUGGCAAUACCAUGCAUGGAUAUAGAACACAAUCCUGUAGAGAUUUCUCAAAGAAAAAAAAUAUAUAAUGCAGGUCAUGUUUCAUAAUUAAGAUCUUGAUGCAGGAAUUCAAAAGAUCAACUACACCGUAUUUUACAAUCUUUUUUCCAGCCUCGCACCUCUUAACAUUCACCAUGUGGGGUCUGUGUCUUCUUCUCUACAAUCACUUCACACCCUUAGGGCCAAGUGGUGUGUGUCCUGAUUAUAAUAUCCUUUAAAUUCCCUGGAAUUUGGAUCCCAACAUUAUUAUUAUGUCUUCAGAAAUCUUGUUUAGCAAUUUUAUUUUGUAGUGUGCUUCGAGGAAGUACUGUCAUCAGAUUCAGGCUUCUUUAAUUUAUAUCAGGUGCAAUGCUAAAAUUCAAGUGAACCAUGCAAUAUUUGAAGAAUCACGCUACAUUUGCUUUAAUAAUUUGGAUUCGGACCCCAUUUGUGCACUCUAGUUGAAGGUUCAGAUCAGUUUUUUUUUUUUUUUAACUUGCUUCUCUGCAAUUUGGUGGUUCUGUUAACCAGCUUGAAGGUCUGCUCUUGUUUAGUUUACUUGUGCGUGGAGAACUUUUUUUAACAGGGUGCCCUUUUUAAGUGCUUGAAAAUGAGAAUUUGUUUUCUGAAGGAGUUGUUGUUACCAGUUGAGGUUGCAUUGUUACCAUGGAUUCCAGUCAUGAAGGGAUUCAGAUGCUACUGACUGCAGAGCAGGAGGCCCAACAAAUGGUAGCUGCUGCUAGAAACUUGAAGACAACGAGGUUGAGGCAAGCUAAAGAAGAAGCUGAGAAAGAGGCAGCUCUUUAUCGCACCAACAUGGAAUCUGAGCACCGAAAGAAAGUAGAUGAGACAAGUGGGAACUCUGGCUUCACAGCGGAACGACUUGGAGAGGAAACUGAAGAGAAGAUUCAAAACCUGAACAAGUCAGCCUCUGAGGUCCAGUCAGAUGUUGUUGACAUGCUCAUCAAGUAUGUUAAGGCCGCAAAGUGUUGAUGCUCGAAGAAAGGAAGGUUAGUGUGGAGCUUGGACCGUGACCUCCUGCUUUAAACGAGAAUCACCAUGCAAAAAAAAUUUGUUAUCCGGUCUCAGGUUCAGAGCAGUAGCCUGCAACGAAGAAGGGAAAGGAAUGCCUUUAUGAUAUUUAUUUUUUAUUUUUUGAAACAUUAACUUAAUAUUUGAACACUAUUCCUGUGUGUAAAGCUUAAUCUUCCCCUUUUAACAAAUAAAAUCUAAUAUUUUUUGCUGUUA